AAACCCUCGGAGCUCGGAAAGGUGCGGAUGCUUAUCAUAGACCCACAGCACGGCAGCGCCGGGCGCCAGGAUCUCCACUCAGGCUUUGCUACCCAGCAAGUUCCUAAAAUUGAAUUCGCACUCUGAGGGCCCUGGGAGCAAAGACCCUGCCACCAAAGCUGCGACUGCUCCCCGGGGCCAUGGACUCGGACGCCAGCCUGGUGUCCAGUCGCCCGUCGUCGCCAGAGCCCGAUGACCUUUUUCUGCCCGCCCGAAGUAAGGGCAGUAGCGGCAGCGGCUUCACUGGGGGCACCGUGUCUUCGUCCACGCCGAGCGACUGCCCGCCAGAGCUGGGCGCCGAGCUGCGCGGAGCCAUGGGCGCGGCGGGCCCGCAUCCUGGGGACAAGCUGAGUGGCGGUGGCUUUAAGUCAUCCUCAUCCAGCACUUCAUCGUCCACAUCGGCGGCGGCCGCGUCGUCCACCAAGAAGGACAAGAAGCAGAUGACCGAGCCAGAGCUGCAGCAGCUGCGCCUCAAGAUCAACAGCCGCGAGCGCAAGCGCAUGCACGACCUCAACAUCGCCAUGGACGGCCUGCGCGAGGUCAUGCCCUACGCGCACGGCCCGUCGGUGCGCAAGCUCUCCAAGAUCGCCACGCUGCUCCUGGCGCGCAACUACAUCCUCAUGCUCACCAACUCGCUGGAGGAGAUGAAGCGACUGGUGAGCGAGAUCUACGGCGGCCACCACGCCGGCUUCCACCCCUCGGCCUGCGGAGGCCUGGCGCACUCGGCGCCGCUGCCCGCAGCCACCGCGCACCCCGCUGCAGCCGCUCACGGCGGCAGCGGCGGCUUCCAGCACUGGGGCGGCAUGCCCUGCCCGUGCAACAUGUGUCAGGUGCCGCCGCCGCACCACCACGUGUCGGCCAUGGGCGCGGGCAGCCUGCCGCGCCUCACCUCCGACGCCAAGUGAGCCGGCCGCGCCGCGCGUUCUGGCGAGCAGGCUGGCCCGGUGGCCGCGAGGAAGCGAGGACUGCCCGGCGCUGGGCUCAGGAGUUCUGUAAAGAGGAGGGCUGCGGGUCCGCGGGGUGUGGGUGUGGGUUGAUGGGGACUCCAGCCCCAGGAGCUGAGUCGCGGGAACGCACAGAGCAAUGGGGAGUGAGAGGCGCACCCUCUCCAGGACCUUGUGAGCCCCCCGGCUUUGCACCGCGCUGGUCCGGUGGACACUGAAAAAGGCACCGUCAUCUGCACCCUACCCUGGAAUUCCUCUUGCCCGCCCCCAGGAAAAGAGUUGAAAACUUGCGGUUUCCCGAGAACAGGACUUGCCUCCCGGACUCGGGCAGCGCUUCGUGGAGGGUGGCGGGUGGGGGGACACGUUAGGACUUCCUCUCCUUCCUCCCUUCUAGGCGGGUGAGAGACUCCUGGCCCUGCAGAAGCGACCUCUGGCCGUGGAAGGUCAUCGCUGGCCAGGGGCCAGGGGCGAUGAGUUAUUUGCAAGUUGGCGUUGGUAGUACCUAAAGCACUUACGGUCGUGUGGGAUUUCCAGAUCUCUGUAUCUGGGUACACCCGCACCACCUCAGAACUCUGGCGGCACCUCCCGGCCUCUCCUGUUGAUUGGGGGGUUUGUUGUUUUCCAAUAAACCUGUGGAUGUUUCUUUUUCAACAGUAUGAGCAAGCUUUAUGGCCGCUCAGAAUAGAACCACUUGUGGAAUGGAAUAAUCGAAAACUGCCGAUACGGAGGCGGAAGCGGGUGUUUUUAGGUAUUAUUUUAAUAUAGAAACUACCUUUUCCCUUCUUCCCGUCAGGAGCACAAAGUUGAUCUUUUUCUUACUCGUUUGGAAGCGGUCAUUUCGUUAUUUGACAGAACUAGAAGGAAGUUGAUGUGAACAUAGUUCGAGGGUUCUGUUGGCUUUUUAAUAAUCCUUGCUGGAUGUGUAAAUAUCAUAUCAAGGAUGAGGUAAGUGUGCGGUGCUGAGCCGUUUGCUCACGUGACGACUGCCAGCCCCAUCGGAGUGUGAGCUGGGUUUCUCUCGGGUUUCUUUUUGCCACAAUUAACACAAAUGGCAAAUUCUUCCGCCUGCUCCCCGCGUCUUUGCAAGCCGCCAAGCGCUGAGUGCGCUGCAGUCGGCUUCACGGCUUCGGCUGCGGAACAUCCCUCCUCGGAUUGCGCUAUCCCUCGCAGAGAGUGUAUCAUCUGUUUUAUUUUUGUAAAAAAAAGAAAAGUGCUAAAUAAUAUUUAUUACUUGUUUGGUUGCAAAA
Chinchilla lanigera (long-tailed chinchilla) is the source of this 2230-nucleotide messenger RNA. RefSeq names its product oligodendrocyte lineage transcription factor 2 (gene Olig2). Lineage: Eukaryota; Metazoa; Chordata; Mammalia; Rodentia; Chinchillidae. Gene Ontology annotation, biological process: myelination; oligodendrocyte differentiation; oligodendrocyte cell fate specification. The record is from RefSeq and is a predicted model, not a curated record. The transcript has 3 exons. Gene Ontology annotation, molecular function: DNA-binding transcription factor activity; protein dimerization activity. Bases 180 to 944 code for a protein of 254 amino acids.